AUGAAUUCAGUAAAUCUUCGGAUAACUGUUAGGGAAACCGAAAGGCGAUCAGAUUUGUACGAAGAGUGGAAAAGACGGGCUUUUCUAGGUCCACUUCCGCAAGGAUUUCUUAGAUUGGAAGAGCGCAAUGCUCAACAACAGCAAGAAGCUGCAGAUCAGCAGGCUGCACUUGCUCUUCACCAGCUGCAAAUGCAGAACAUGCCAACAAUGCAUGAACCCCAUGUCGGUAGACUUAGUAUUACAAUUGUUCAGGCUAAGCUUGUAAAAAACUAUGGGAUGACAAGAAUGGAUCCUUAUGUGAGAUUAAGAGUAGGCCAUGCUGUAUAUGAAACACACACAUGUUCAAACGGAGCAAAAAAUCCACACUGGAACAAAGUUAUUCAAUGUUACUUGCCACCAGGAGUCUCACAAAUAUAUGUAGAAGUUUAUGAUGAAUGUUCGUUUGUAAUGGAUGAAUUAAUUGCAUGGGGUCACAUAGAUAUUCCAUCAAAGGUCCUCCAGAAAGGGGAGAUGCACGAAGAUUGGUACAUGCUUAGUGGAAAGCAAGGAGACAAUCAAGAAGGAAUGAUAAAUUUAGUUUUUAGUUAUACGACUAAGUGUCAUCCAUACAUGAGUGCACCUCCAAUUAUGAUGGUUCCUUCUUCAACAAUGCUUGGCAUGACACAGUAUGCACCAGUAAAUGUCUACACAGCACCUCCUACAGCUGCAGUGCCGCCUAUUAUUCCCAGUUCUAUGCCAGAUGCUGAAGUUAUAUUAAAACAGAUUUCAGAGAUGUUCCCGAAUGUGGAUAAAGAGGUAAUUAAAUCAGUUUAUGAUGCAAAUAAUGGAAAGAAAGAUGUAACUAUAAAUUCAUUACUCCAAAUGUGUGAAUAAGUAACUUUUUAUGCAACUCGUCAUUUAACUCCAAAGGCCAUAUUUGUAUUUUCUUGCUAUAUUGUAUUUGAAUGUGUAAUAUAUUUGCAAAUUACUACCAUGCAUUUUAUGGUAUAUUAACAUUUAGUGAUUUUAAUAUAAGGGAAUCCAUAAAAUAUAUUGGGCAGGGAAAUAUAUUUUUUAAAGAAAUAUCUCUUUUAAUCGUUUAUAUAUUCAUUCAUCCUGUUUACAUUUGUUUUCAUCUUAUAUAUACAGCUAUAUGUUUCGUUCUACAUAUGUUUCGUUCUAUAACAUAAAAAAUUUCAAUUUUCUAUAUUUACAUAUUGGAGAUCCCGUAUUCGUUAAGAAAUCUGUAUUUAGAUCUUACUAUUUAUAAAAAAUAAUAAACGUGUACAUUUAUAUA
Molecule: messenger RNA, 1276 nt
Organism: Bombus impatiens (common eastern bumble bee)
Lineage: Eukaryota; Metazoa; Arthropoda; Insecta; Hymenoptera; Apidae
Product: toll-interacting protein
Exons: 6
Coding region: 1-873 (290 amino acids)
Biological process (GO): ubiquitin-dependent protein catabolic process
Cellular component (GO): cytoplasm
Molecular function (GO): ubiquitin conjugating enzyme binding; ubiquitin binding
Source: RefSeq, a predicted model, not a curated record